Messenger RNA from Callithrix jacchus (white-tufted-ear marmoset), 1506 nucleotides. RefSeq names its product translocator protein 2 (gene TSPO2). The record is from RefSeq and is a predicted model, not a curated record. Lineage: Eukaryota; Metazoa; Chordata; Mammalia; Primates; Cebidae. Gene Ontology annotation, cellular component: mitochondrial outer membrane.
GUUUGUCUUUGUUGAACAAAGCUCUGAGUCACACAGGAGACUGGACCUUGCCAACAGACAGGGACACUCUCCCCUACCCCUCUUUAGGGCAGCUGGGAGGCAGGACUUUCUGCCAGGGAGGGCCAGGUCACUCCCGCCUGACUCCCCACCCACCUCCACUUGUCAGCUGCCUCCUCCUCUGAGUCCUAAAGUCCUAGGGGUUUGUGAAUCAUCUGUCAAGCUAGGGUUCUAAGCCAGGAAGGGUCAUGCCAACCAGAAGGCUAUAAGCAGGGGCUGUGUUCAUGGAUCAUGAACUUACUUCCAAAGCUGGUGCUUGCCACCCUUGGGGACAAUCCCAGUUAUAGGGAGGAUCUGGAGAAAUUUGAGGGCUCCUACCACUCACUCCCAUGGCCACAGAGCUGGUUCAUGGGAUGCAGAGACCACAGGCAUCAAUAGCAUUAUAACUUGGGGCUGAGCUGUCACAGGAGGUCCAGGUGUCACAGUGUUCAAACCCUCACCACAAACCCUCAAACAUUUCAUCAAGCGGUAGCCUCCAGAGGCCAGACAUCAAGAAGGGUCUGGCAGGCCAGGGGGCCCCUCCUGAGAGAAACUCUUUGGAGCCAUGAAACAGCAACUUGGACUUCCCAGCCAGUGUCACCACCCUUGUCAUCUGAGAAAGGCAGACCAGCUGGGAGAACCACUCCACCCUUCUGCCAGCCCCACCCUCCUCUGCCGUCCACACAUCAUACGUCAUCAGGCACCCUGCCUGGGAGGUGUGCUGCCCGAGAUUUUGCCUCCUCAAGGUGAAUGCGGCUUCAAGGGGCCAUCUUUGUGCUCUUGCCCCACCUGGGGCCCAUCCUGGUCUGGCUGUUCACUCGUAAUCAGAUGUCUGGUUGGUGUGAGGACCCGAGGAUGCUGUCCUGGUGCCCGCUCCACAAAGUCCUACUGCUGGUACAGACGAUCAUCUACUCUGUCGUGGGCUACGCCUCCUACCUGGUGUGGAAGGACCUGAGAGGGGGCUUGGGGUGGUCCCUGGCCCUGCCUCUCGGCCUCUAUGCUCUUCAGCUCACCAUCAGCUGGACUGUCCUGGUUCUCUUUUUCAUAGUCCACAACCCUGGUCUGGCCCUGCUGCACCUGCUGCUGCUGUAUGGGCUGGUGGUGAGCACGGCACUCAUCUGGCAUCCCAUCAACAAGCUAGCUGCCCUGCUACUGCUGCCCUACCUAGCCUGGCUCACCGUGACUGCAGCCCUCACCUACCACCUGUGGAGGGACAGCCUUUGUCCAGUGCACCAGCCUCUGCCCACGGAGAAGAGCAACUGAGGCCCUAGGGAAAGGGAGAGGAGGGAUGGCCAGGGUGGGGAGGAAGAGUCUGCAAGCAGGGCUGUGGAGCUAGGGCUCACCCCAAUGGGACCACACUCCUGGGUCCCCUGGUGCCUUUUUUCCUUAGAAAUCAGAAAAAUGGGAAAGGGGGGGAAACUAAUUUUACAUCUAAAUAAUAAAAUCCUAUUAGUAACUCUGAGGGUAUGA